UAGGAUAGUGUACCUUGGCUGGGUGAGCCCGCCCCUAGCUGGGGAGAGAGCUGGUGCACAGGCUGGAAUAAGAGCCCAUCGCAUAGAGUCGAGUGUCGGAGCAGCCCACCCCUCUCUCUGCAGUAUGCAUGUUCGUCAGGGAAUUCGCGGAGCGCUCACGUCCCAGCAGUGUGUUUCACCGGCCAGAGACCAUCUACUGAAGAGUCGAGGAUAAUACAAUUGAAUGUGGCAGGCGGACCGGAGGCGGAAAGCCCGGAGUGACCGGAGGAAUACAGGAUUAAUCCACAGGAAUACAGACUGGCGCUCUCCUCUGAAAGUGAACAAUCAUGCAUGUGCUCUUCUGGGGCUUGGGGUUCCUGCUAUUCCCUGAUUUAUUGAAUGUAGCCGCAUCUACAGGGAGAUUGCUUCUGAAUUCAACUACAGUAAAAGAGGAGACCGGCGCUUAUGAGAUUGUAACACCGGUGCGAGUGAAUGAAGCCGGUGACAAGUUUCCAACAAGUGUACACUUCAAAAGGAAAAGGCGAAGUUUGGAAGAGAACACCGGUAACACUACAGAUCACUGGGCCUCACCGAAUAUCCAUUACAGGAUAUCUGCUUUCGGACAGAACUUUCACCUCAACCUUACUUUGGAUUCGGGAUUUAUCGCACCUCUCUACACUGUGACAGUACUUGGAGUACCCCGAGGAGAUAACAUAACGGAUUUUGCAACAGAUGGGGAGGAGGAGGAGGAGGAGGAGAAGGAGGAGGAGGAGGAGGACACAGAGUUAAGGCACUGCUUCUACAAAGGACAUGUAAAUGCACAAGCAGAACACGCCGCAGUCAUCAGUUUGUGCUCCGGACUGCUUGGCACUUUCAGGUCUCCAGAGGGGGAAUAUUUUGUGGAGCCCCUUCACAGCUAUCAAGGAGAACAUUAUGAAGAGGAACACACAAAACCUCAUAUUGUAUACAGGAAGAGUGCACCCAAGAAACAGUCAUCUGGGGACAACUCUGCAUGUGAUACUUCAGGACACAAACAAAGACAUAAAAGGCACAAACUGAAGAGGAGGCCAGCAGCCGGGGUCACCGCUGUGUCCGACGCAGGCCCGGUGGUCAGCGCUGGUAUAUUCAGUCAGCUGGAGUCGCUGAGUGCCGGGUUAGCCAGCGAUGCUUUGCUCAAAUCAGAGAGCAGCAGUGUUAGCGCUAGACCAUCAAAUGAUAGCAGCAGAGACUCAGGACCUCACAGGAGAUCAAAGCGCUUCCUCUCCUACCCGCGCUUUGUGGAAGUCAUGCUGGUUGCAGACAGCAAAAUGGUGGAGCAUCACGGCAGCAAUCUACAGCAUUACAUCCUAACCCUAAUGUCCAUUGUCUCUUCCAUUUACAAGGACCCCAGCAUUGGCAACCUGAUUAACAUUGUGAUUGUAAAGUUAGUCAUAAUAAACAAUGAGCAGGACGGUCCAGUCAUUUCAUUUAAUGCACAGACCACUUUAAAGAACUUCUGCAUUUGGCAGCAGAGUCAAAACAUUCUGGACGAUAACCAUCAUUCCCAUCAUGACACCGCCAUCCUCAUCACCAGGCAAGACAUCUGCAGAGCGAGGGAUAAGUGUGAUACUUUAGGACUUGCAGAACUGGGGACAGUUUGUGAUCCGUACAGGAGUUGCAGCAUCAGUGAGGACAACGGUCUCAGUACUGCAUUCACCAUCGCCCAUGAGCUUGGCCAUGUGUUCAAUAUGCCUCAUGAUGACAGCAACAAGUGUAAGGAAGAUGGAGUUAAGAUUCAACAACAUGUGAUGGCUCCCACGCUUAACUACAACACAAACCCUUGGAUGUGGUCCAAGUGUAGCAGGAAGUACAUCACAGAGUUCCUCGACACAGGAUAUGGUGAAUGCUUACUCGACGAGCCUGUUUCUAGGCCAUACAGUCUCUCACAGCAGCUGCCCGGACGCAUAUACAACGUCAAUAAACAGUGUGAAUUGAUAUUUGGGCCGGGAACACAGGUGUGCCCUUAUAUGACCCAGUGUCGGCGGCUGUGGUGCACCAGUCCAGAGGGCGCCCAGCGGGGCUGCAGAACCCAACACAUGCCAUGGGCAGAUGGCACCGACUGCUCCCCUGGAAAGCACUGCAAACAUGGCUUGUGUAUAGCCAAAGAGCACGAUGCCACGCCUGUGGAGGGGGCAUGGGGAGUUUGGAGUCCUUUUGGUACCUGUUCACGGACAUGCGGUGGAGGCAUCAAGAUUGCUGUGCGUGAAUGCAACAGACCCGUGCCCAGGAAUGGAGGAAUGUACUGUGUAGGACGCCGGAUGAAGUUUCGUUCCUGUAACUCUGAGCCUUGCUCCAAGCAGAAGAAGGAUUUCAGGGAGGAGCAAUGUGCUGCUUUUGACGGCAGACACUUCAACAUCAACGGUCUACCUCCUAACGUGCGCUGGGUGCCCAAAUACAGCGGAAUCCUGAUGAAGGAUCGGUGUAAGUUGUUCUGCAGGGUGGCUGGCAGUACAGCCUACUAUCAGCUCAGGGACAGGGUCAUUGAUGGCACGCCAUGCGGUCCCGAUACCAACGACAUCUGUGUCCAGGGCCUGUGUCGACAAGCAGGCUGCGACCAUGUAUUGAACUCUAAAGCCAGGAGGGACAAAUGUGGCGUAUGUGGAGGCGACAACUCCUCCUGCAAAACUGUUGCAGGCACCUUCAAUAUCGUCCGCUACGGUUAUAAUGAAGUGGUGCGAAUACCCAGUGGUGCUACAAAUAUAGAUGUGCGUCAACACAGCUACUCAGGAAAACCAGAGGAUGACAACUACCUCGCCGUAUCAAAUAGCCGUGGAGAGUUCCUGCUCAAUGGAGAGUUUGUGGUCAGUAUGUUCAAAAGGGAAAUCAAAGUAGGAAAUGCUGUCAUCGAGUACAGUGGCUCAGACCAUGUCAUUGAGAGGAUCAACUGUACUGACCGCAUUGAAGAGGAGAUCAUCGUCCAGGUGCUGUCUGUGGGGAACCUUUACAACCCAGAUGUCAGGUACUCUUUUAACAUUCCCAUAGAGGACAAACCUCAGCAGUUCUUCUGGGAUGCCUAUGGGCCCUGGCAGGAGUGCAGCCGUCUAUGCCAAGGAGAACGUAAGCGGAAAAUCCUCUGCAGCAGAGAAUCAGACCGGGUGGUGGUGUCAGACCAGAGGUGCCAUGGAACAGCCAGACCCGCUGUAAUCACUGAGACUUGCAACACAGAAUGUGAACUCAGGUGGUAUGUGGCCCGAAAAAGUGAGUGCACAGCCCAGUGUGGCCUCGGAUACCGAACCCUGGAAAUUUACUGUGCCAAAAUCAACCGUGCUGAUGGUAAGACGCAAAAGGUUGAUGACCGCUACUGUAGCAACCAGCACAAACCUGAUGACAAGGAAGGUUGCCAUGGAGACUGUAAUCCCGGUGGCUGGGAGUACUCGCCUUGGUCAGAGUGCUCCAAGAGCUGUGGUGGGGGCACCCGCCGUCGAGGGGCAGUUUGUCGAAAGGCAGCAGAGGCGGGGGGAGAUGAGAGCAAGUGUAGUCAAAGGGACAAGCUGGCCGUCCAAUCCUGCAAUGAAUUCCUCUGUCCACAAUGGAAGACUGGUGACUGGUCUGAGUGCCUUGUUACGUGUGGAAAAGGCUACAAGCAUCGGCAGAUAUGGUGUCAGUUUGGUGAAGACCGUCUCGAUGACCACCGCUGCGGAUCGUCUAAACCAGAGUCUGUGCAGACGUGCCAGCAGCAGGAGUGUGCGUCAUGGCAGGUCGGACCCUGGGGACAGUGCACUACCUCGUGUGGGCCAGGCUACCAGAUGCGAGCGGUGAAGUGUGUAGUCGGCUCUUACGGUGCUGUUAUGGAUGACACUGAAUGUAAUGCCGCCACCAGGCCAACUGACACCCAGGACUGUGAACUGGCCCAGUGUCCCAGCAGCCAUCCUAUUCCCCCAGGGACCAAAGUACCCACCCACCAGGGACACAAAACCCAGUGGCGGUUUGGAUCCUGGACCCAGUGCAGUGCCAGCUGUGGCAAAGGGACGCGUAUGCGCUAUGUAAGUUGCCGUGACAACCAGGGUGGUGUGGCAGAGGAGUCGGCGUGUGCCCACCUACCAAAACCUCCUGCAAGGGAAGUGUGCUCUGUAGUGGCCUGUGGACAGUGGAAAGUACUAGAAUGGACGACGUGCUCGGUGACCUGUGGCCAAGGGAAGACGACACGGCAGGUCCUGUGUGUCAACUUCAGCGACCAAGAAGUGAACAUUAGUGAGUGUGACCCAGACGAUCGUCCGACCACGGAGCAGGACUGCGCCAUGUCUCAGUGUCCAUCCCGUUCCAGCGAGCCCCGAUCGUUCCCGUCCUCACCAAACAGCAGCACCAGGAACAACCUGCCCCGAAGCCAAUCCCACCAAUGGCGGACCGGACCCUGGGGCGCGUGCUCGAGCACAUGUGCAGGAGGCUUUCAGCGUCGCGUGGUAGUGUGCCAGGAUGAGAAUGGCUACCCUGCCAACAGCUGUGAAGAUCGCAGCAGGCCCAAUGAGCAACGAUCCUGUGAGUCGGGGCCAUGUCCGCAGUGGAUCUAUGGCAACUGGGGAGAGUGCACCAAGCCAUGUGGAGGCGGCAUCAAGACAAGGUUGGUGGUGUGUCAGCGUCCAAACGGCGAGCGAUUCAACGAUCUGAGCUGCGAGAUCCAUGACAAGCCGCCAGAUCGUGAGCAGUGCAAUACUCAGCCGUGCCCGUCAAGCCCCCACUGGAGCACAGACCCAUGGAGCUCGUGCUCGGCGUCCUGUGGAAGAGGGUUCAAGUACCGUAAGGUGAGCUGCGUAACGGGGUCAGGCCGUCCCGUCCCAGAGGAAAACUGCCAACACCUGCCUCCAAAGCCAAGCAAGCAGAGGCGCUGCCGAGGUGGACGCUGCCCCAAAUGGAAGACUGGAAACUGGGAAGAGUGUUCUGCGUCAUGUGGGGACGGUGUCCAGCGGAGGGAUGUGUUCUGCCAGGUUGGAGACCGCCGGAGCCCGUUGGAGACAGGAUGUCCCCAGCGCUCCAGACCGGCGUCCAGCCAGAGCUGCCGCGUCGCCGACUGUCCCUCCCAGUACCGAUGGAGAGAAGGAGACUGGCAGCCGUGCAGUAAGUCAUGCGGAUCAGGCCACAGAAGACGGGCCUUGCAAUGUGUAGACCAGAACCAGCAGGAAGUCCAUGAGAUGUACUGUGUGAACCAGAUCAGACCUCCAGACAUAGAGAGCUGCAACACUCAGGCCUGUGAAUAUAUCUGGAUCACAGGCGAGUGGACUGAGUGCUCAGUCAGCUGUGGACAGGGUUACCGCCAGCGUCUGAUCUCCUGCAGUGAGGUGCAUGUGGAGAAUGACAACUAUGAAUACGGCCAUCAGUCUUUGUCCAACUGCCCUGGCACUCCCCCUGAGAGCUACAUGCCUUGUAAUCUCGACCUGUGCCCGCCGCCACAGGAAUGGAGGGUUGGAAUCUGGGGACCGUGUUCAGUGAGCUGUGGGGAUGGAGUAAUGGAGAGGACAGUGCAGUGUGUGUCAGCACAUGGUCAGGAAACCAGUAGGUGUUCCACAGACACCAUACCUGAGGCCAGAAAAGCCUGCAGAAACCCAACAUGCCAUUUGCCUUCAAGCUGUAAAGAAGUCCAAAGCACGAACGGCCCUCAGCCCGACGGUGAGCACUUGAUCAAUAUUCAAGGAAAAGCACUCAAGGUCUACUGUGCAGGAAUGCAGACAGAGACACCGCAGGAGUACAUCACCUUGACAACGGGAGAAGGGGAGAAUUUUUCAGAGAUCUUUGGCUUCAGGCUCAAUGACCCCACCCAGUGCCCCGCCAAUGGCUCCAAUAGAGAAGACUGUGACUGUCGCCGAGAUUACAACGCUGCAGGAAUCACCACCUUCAACAAAGUUCGCCUGGACAUCAGCAAGAUGAACAUCAUCACUACAGACUGGCAGUUUGCUUUCACCGGUGAAGGCAAGAGAGUUCCGUUCGCCACAGCUGGAGAUUGUUACAGCGCCUCCCGUUGUCCACAGGGGCAGUUCAGGAUUAAUCUCUCAGGAACUGGUUUUAAAUUGACUGAGGACACCUCAUGGAUUACCCAGGGCAACUAUGCAGUGGCUGAUAUACAUAAAUCACAGGAUGGAAGUAGAGUGUCAGGAAUAUGUGGAGGCUACUGUGGUAAAUGUAGUCCGUCCUCUGGCUCAAAUCUGCCUGUGACACUGGAAUAGAUGAAUCUCUUCAAACAGCAUCUGUUUCCGUUCAUCAUGGCAGUCCUCUUCAGGUUCUCACUGUGUCACAUUCCUCAUCUUUGGUGCUACGACCCAGCCCGUCCAUCACAUUACCUCUUUUUACACCUCUAUGUGUAUAGUGUAAAUUAAAUUUGUGUAAGUACUGUACAUAUGAGGAUAAAAAAAAAUGUCUUAUUUAUUGUACUCCCCAUUUAUUUUUGUAUUUUAAUGUAAUUUAUGUGUUUUUAUUUGUUUGUUUUUGGUGGAUAGCAAACACCGCACAGCAUCUUUUGCCAAAAUGUGCCUUGUAUAUUUAAUAUUUGCUGUCAUUUUCUCCACAGUGCAUGUGUAAUAGCUAUAUGGAUCAAUCAGUCAUUUCAGGAUCAAUGUUGAAAUCAGGCUUUUGUUGGGUAUAUGCAGUGAGUUGUCUGCUGAAAAGUUUGCACAAUUACAGUCUCGGUCGCUUGGGAAGUGUCAGGUUUAACAUAAAGGAACAGGGAAAUUGCUUCAGGAAAAGGUGUUGUCAUGACAAACACAGCAACAUAGAAAACCACAUUCACAUGGAUUUGAAGACGUUUGAAUGAAUGCUGAAGGAAA
This is a messenger RNA of Sphaeramia orbicularis (orbiculate cardinalfish), 6770 nucleotides long. It is a transcript of the gene adamts9, whose product is annotated as ADAM metallopeptidase with thrombospondin type 1 motif, 9. NCBI's taxonomy places the organism in Eukaryota, Metazoa, Chordata, Actinopteri, Kurtiformes, Apogonidae. Gene Ontology annotation, biological process: proteolysis; extracellular matrix organization. Bases 327 to 6173 code for a protein of 1948 amino acids. The record is from RefSeq and is a predicted model, not a curated record. Gene Ontology annotation, cellular component: extracellular matrix. Gene Ontology annotation, molecular function: metalloendopeptidase activity; zinc ion binding. The transcript has 40 exons.